Molecule: messenger RNA, 2119 nt
Organism: Clupea harengus (Atlantic herring)
Lineage: Eukaryota; Metazoa; Chordata; Actinopteri; Clupeiformes; Clupeidae
Gene: etnk1
Product: ethanolamine kinase 1
Biological process (GO): phosphatidylethanolamine biosynthetic process
Cellular component (GO): cytoplasm
Molecular function (GO): ethanolamine kinase activity
Source: RefSeq, a predicted model, not a curated record
GUUCGAGGAGAGGCGUGGUCACUUCACGCCGCAUCAAGAUUGACCUGGUUUAAAUCCACACCCGAGCCAGCUCCGCAUUCAUUGAAAAGUGCAUAGCCGACGCUCACAGUUUCUCCCGUGAAAAUUCUACCCGAACAGUCUGACUAUGGCUAACUACAUUCAUGUACCAGAGGGUGCGCCCACUGUGCCCAAAUUAGAUGUGACAGUAGACGAAAAAGAUUACAGAACUGGGGCGCUGAAACUCAUCAAGGAGCUGAGACCCAACUGGAAACCAUCAGAGGUCAAAAUGAAGUCCUUCACCGAUGGAAUAACAAAUAAGCUGAUUGGCUGCUACAUGGGCGGGGUGAUGGAGGAAGUGGUUCUGGUGCGUAUCUACGGACACAAGACAGAGUUGUUUGUGGACCGCGAGAAUGAGGUGAAAAGCUUCCGGGUUCUACAGGCCCACCGCUGCGCUCCGCAACUGUACUGCACCUUUAACAACGGCCUCUGCUACGAGUUCCUACAGGGAACCGCACUAGAACCGGAACACAUACGCAGUCCGGGGAUAUUCCGGCUAAUUGCGCCGCAGCUAGCUAAGUACCACGCUAUCCAUGCACACAAUGGCUGGGUGCCACAGUCUGACCUCUGGUUCAAGAUGGGCAAGUACUUCUCCCUGGUGCCGACCCACUUCAAGGAUCCAGCCCAGAACCUGAGGUUGAGCCGUGAGGUGCCAAGCACGCUCUCCCUGCAGGAGGAGAUGCUGUGGCUGAAACAGUCCCUCUCUGGGCUGGGCUCUCCUGUGGUCCUCUGCCACAACGAUCUGCUCUGUAAGAACAUCAUCUACGGCCAGACUGGAGGCAACGUGAAGUUCAUUGACUACGAGUAUGCAGGCUACAACUACCAGGCCUAUGACAUCGGAAACCACUUCAACGAAUUUGCAGGUCUGAGUGACGUGGACUACAGCCUGUACCCUGAGCGGGCUCUGCAGCUCGAGUGGCUCAAGAUCUACCUGGAGGCCUUCAAGGAGCACAAGGGUCAGCCCAGACACGUGUCAGACACGGAGGUUGAGGUGCUCUAUGUGCAGGUCAACCGCUUCGCCCUGGCGUCUCAUUUCUUCUGGGGACUGUGGGCUCUUAUUCAAGCUCAGUACUCAACCAUUGACUUCGACUUCCUGGGAUAUGCAGUUCUUCGCUUCAAUCAGUACUUCAAGAUGAAGCCAGAAGUGAUGGCCCUGAACUUUCCAGAAUAACUCCGCAGGCUCCCAGAGUGCUGUGCCCUCUGAAGAACAUCUCCCCCUAGUGGACUCCAUGGCCAACUGCAUCAUAGCCCUUCCACUGGUCUCAACACACCUAAUUCAUAAGCUGCAGCAAACCUAGACAAAAAAAAACAGACACAACCAACUAUUGGAAGUAAUGUAAUGGGUAAAUGUUUACACCUUAAUAAUGGUCUCCAAUUGCACUGGCUCCCAUAGACACACACCAGACAUUUCUCAGAUAACACACUGUACAGACUGGACCCCUUACAACCUCCACACGGAACCGUCACACCUGCUGUGAAGGAGUAACUAGCACACCUCCCAUAAGAGGAGCACAGAGAGGACCGAUCCCAAAACCCCAAACGGACCUCACUAAGGCCUUCUAUUCCGGGUUCUGUCACGCCCCAAGCCGGGUCGCCUGGCACAGAACCAACACCAAAUACACUGUCCCGGACCACCUUACCCAGCCAAACUAACUGGACCAAAUGGAUAUCCCCCCCAUGGGAAACUGCUUCACCUGUUACUCACCUGUUUGUCUGACUGCUCCUCAUAAGGCCUUCUCUAGUCCUGUGUAGCCCCCUAUACUGAUGAUUACAGAUGUUAUAUAUCAAGACUUGGGGCAUGGGGCCAAUGGCCACUAGUUCUGUGAGUUUUGUGGGCGAAUUCCAUGGUAGUUCUGUUUGUUUACACAUGUUUUUCGGGAAAGGAUAGGCAUCCAGCAGUGUUAGAGGUGUGUGUCGAAGUGAUGGUGUGUGUGUGUGUGUGUGUGUGUGUGUGUGUGUGUGUGUGUGUGUGUGUGUGUGUGUGUGUGUGUGUGUGUGUGUGUGUGUGUGUGUGUGUGGACAGGAGAGAUAAGGCCGCAGUGGUUUUUGCCUCACAGAAAGA